AUGUUCUUCUUCCUGCUCAACCUGGCCCUCGCUGACCUGGGCUCUAUCUGCACCACUGUCCCCAAAGCCAUGCACAAUUCCCUCUGGGACACCAGGAACAUCUCCUACACUGGAUGUGCUGCUCAGCUGUUUUCCUUUAUGUUCUUCAUCUCAGCAGAAUAUUUCCUGCUGACCAUCAUGUGCUAUGACCGCUACGUGUCCAUCUGCAAACCACUGCACUACAGGACCCUCCUGGGCAGCAGAGCUUGUGCCCACAUGGCAGCGGCUGCCUGGGCCAGUGGCUUUCUCAAUGCUCUCAUGCACACAGCCAAUGCAUUUUCCCUGCCCCUGUGCCAUGGCAAUGCCCUGGGCCAGUUCUUCUGUGAAAUGCCUCAGAUCCUCAAACUCUCCUGCUCCAAAUCCUACCUCAGGGAAAUUGAGGUUUCUCUUUUCUCUAUCUCUAUAGCUUUUGGUUGUUUUGUUUUCAUUGCUUUCUCUUAUGUGCAGAUCUUCAGGGCUGUGAUGAGGAUCCCCUCUGAGCAGGGACGGCACAAAGCCUUUUCCACCUGCCUCCCUCACCUGGCUGUGGUCUCCUUGUUUCUCAGCACUGGCUUUUUUGCCUACCUGAAGCCCCCCUCCAUGUCCUCCCCAUCCCUGGAUCUGGUGGUGUCAGUUCUGUACUCGGUGGUUCCUCCAGUCUUGAACCCCCUCAUCUACAGCCUG
Melospiza melodia melodia is the source of this 702-nucleotide messenger RNA. RefSeq names its product olfactory receptor 14J1-like. Gene Ontology annotation, molecular function: olfactory receptor activity; G protein-coupled receptor activity; odorant binding. Lineage: Eukaryota; Metazoa; Chordata; Aves; Passeriformes; Passerellidae. Gene Ontology annotation, cellular component: membrane. The record is from RefSeq and is a predicted model, not a curated record. The transcript has a single exon. Gene Ontology annotation, biological process: G protein-coupled receptor signaling pathway. The annotation marks the transcript as partial.